Penaeus vannamei (Pacific white shrimp) is the source of this 1589-nucleotide messenger RNA. NCBI's taxonomy places the organism in Eukaryota, Metazoa, Arthropoda, Malacostraca, Decapoda, Penaeidae. The record is from RefSeq and is a predicted model, not a curated record.
AGUUUGAUAAAAUUGCAAGUGACGUGAGAGGGAAAUGUGGCCUUGAAUUAUGGGAAGAAAUUGCCAGAUAUAUUAAAGACGAGGAGAAUAGAUCCACAAUAUUUACCCGUGCUUCAGACCAUAGCAAUACCACCAUUGCAAAAGGCAUGAGAAUCAAGAACCUGCAGCAAGUUGCAUCAGAAAAAGGAUUACCAGAGGCAAGGAAACUGUACCAAAAACUGAACUGGUCUCCUCCGCUCUCUGAUAAGCUUCAUGCAUGUAUGGUGGAGCUAGAAUUAUCAAAAGAGACAGUGGAUGUCAAGAAGGUCAGGGGGAUUUUUACCACAGCUGUGCAACAGUUUGGGAAAAAACAUCCAGGUUUAUGGUUAGCCUACAUCCAGUUUGAGAAGCGCCAUGGAGAUCCAGUGCUUGUUGGUGGUCUGGUCACCAAGGCAGAAGACGAACUGGAAGUCAACGAAGCUCAGAUUUUCAGGGAGUUGCUUAUGGUUGUACGAGAGCUUCAAGGAGAGGAGAAAGGCAAGAGCAAGAAAAGAAAUACACUGAUUGAAGAAAGUAAAAUCAGUGAAUAUGGGGACGACGAAGAUGCAGGACCAGGAAGACAGGCUCUGGUGAAGCUCUUCGAUGAGGACCUCGUGUUGACCUACACCACCAAUCAGAAGAAAGAGGGUUUCUUCUCCCUCGUCCGCAGAAUGAGGAGACAAAUUGAGCAAGGCAAUGAGGAGCAAGCUGAGGAAGAUGGAAGUGAGUGGGAGCAAGUUUUACAGAUGCUGACUGGCCACAAGGUGGUGCUCUCGGUUCGACAGGUGAAGACUGUGCGCUCGAAGGAGCAGAAGAAGAAGAAGAAGAGUAGCGCUCCUGACAAAACUUUAAAGUAUCGGAGAAUGGUUUUGAGUGACGAGCUGCAGGUGGGAGAUUUACAGGGGAAGAGUGAUGAUCAGUUGCAGAAGGUGCUGGAGAAUUCACAGACUUUGCAGCCAGAGUUCAUGAAGCAGAAAAAGGUGGCUCCUUAUCACCUUACCAAAUAUCAAAAGAAGAAGCAGAGGAUGAUUGAGCGAGAGAAGACCAAGGGUGCUGGAUGGUUUGACAUGAAGGCUCCCGAGAUGACAGAAGAAAUCCAGCGGGAUCUAGAGCUCCUCAAGAUGCGUUCUGUCCUAGAUCCGAAGAGGCAUUAUAAGAAUAAUGAUAUGAAGGUUUUGCCCAAGCAUUUUCACCUUGGUACCGUUGUGGAGUCUCCUGUAGAUUUCUAUUCUUCUCGCAUUCCAAAGAAAAGCCGGAAGAGGACGCUGGCAGAAGAGAUCUUGAGUAAUGAAGAAAGCCUAAGGUUCCAGAAACGAAAGUAUGAAGAAAUAAUGGUUGGAAAGCAGAGACAACGGAAACGCCCCAACAGUGAGAAUACCAGAGACAUGUAUAAAGGCAUAAAGAGAGAUAAGAAAAGGCACCAGAAAAGGAAAUGAUAUCUAAGGGCUAUGUAUGAAAAUAUUAGCAAUAUUUUAUGAAUAAAAUAAAUAAUGACAUGAAAAUUGUGUAUCCUUGUUACACACGAGACUGUAAUGAAGCUUAUACUUUUAAUAAAUUGUUUGAUUUGAAUU